CCACACGUUCAGUCAGUCCGGCUUCGCGCGCGUAACAGCCGAGAUUCAUCGCGUCCGACGCUCCAAUAGAAAAAAAAAAACAAUAAAAAAAAUUAAUAAACCAUUUAUUUAUCUGUAUCAUUUUGGCGGUAACGUAGCCAUUAGUGAUGUUCGCGUUAAAAUAAAAACAGUGUUAGAAUAAUGCUUUACAACGAUGAUUCUAAGAUCAAAUAGUGAUAAGGGUGUUUUAUUUAUUCAAUACGUAGUAAUUUGUGUGUAAGAGAUGCAAUAUCAAAGUAAUGACGACGACUUACAAUAUCGGAUUUUUGGCGAAUCCUUCAACUUUCCCAUCGAGAAUAAAACUAUCGGGGGCCGGCGUAGAAAACGUAGCGGCUAUGAUUCAGAGACGAGCGAAUAUUCAGAGGAUUCGGCGGCGGCCUACGAAGAUGUCCAGGCUGCAACCAAAAGCUCUGGGCCGCGGAAGAAUAUUAAUAGGGGAAGGUGGACUAAGGAGGAGGACAAAAAGCUAAAAGCAUGCGUGAAUAUAUACAAUGAAAACUGGGACCUGAUAUCGGCGCAGUUCGCUGAUAGGUCGGACGUCCAGUGCCAACAGCGGUGGACCAAAGUCGUCAACCCUGAACUAGUCAAAGGCCCUUGGACGAAAGAGGAGGAUGAGAAGGUGAUGGAGCUUGUCGCCAAAUACGGGCCGAAGAAGUGGACGCUCAUCGCGCGCCAUUUAAAAGGAAGGAUAGGGAAACAAUGCAGAGAGCGAUGGCACAACCACCUCAACCCGUCCAUAAAGAAGACAGCGUGGACGGAGCACGAGGACCGAGUCAUAUACCAAGCACACAAACAGUUGGGGAACCAGUGGGCUAAGAUUGCCAAACUAUUACCCGGCAGGACCGACAACGCAAUAAAGAACCAUUGGAACUCCACAAUGCGAAGGAAGUACGAGCCGGAUCUCCUGGACAGUUUCGAGACGCUGCGCCGCAAACAGUCGCGGGUAAAGCCGCGGGAACUAACUGACUCUAGUGUUAUGCAAGAGAAGGUGCAAGUCGCGUAUAACGAUCAAUCCUGGUCGGAUCCCUUCAACGAAUCAGCCCAAAGCAACUCGUCGAAUACCAGCCAACCUCCUUCCAAACAUGUCCUGCAUUUCCGUCAGCUGUUAAAAGACCAACUAAACAGUUUGACCAACCAACACCAAGUCAUACCUAAGUCGCCCGAUAGAGGCGGGCUAGUCGCCGCAGAUGAAAUGGAAAUCGUUGAUACACCUUUUAAAUUCGUAAACAUAGAAACACUACCAACAGACUCACCGCUCAGAAACUAUCUGUCAUCAGCCUCAGCGGGCACUGAGAACAACCAAGAUACUGUAACGUACGCCGUACAAGCAGAAGCGAGCAAGGAAAUAGAAGUUCCCUCAGCUAUGUAUACGUCGCCGCGGAAGAAGGGGGGCGAGACCAGCAGCCCACCCCCCAUACUCAGGCGAAAGACUAAGAAGUUACCCGUAGCUACUACCAACACCAACAACACUAAUGCAUGGACAGACACGUUAUCGAAAGCGCUGGAGUACCGCGAAUCAGGCGUGACCCCGAUAAAGGCGCUGCCGUUCAGUCCGUCCCAGUUCCUCAACUCCCCCGCCGGCAUAUCGUUCUCUACUAUAGACGCUAACUCUACGCCGCUGCGACAUGCUGCCAAGGAAUGGAGUGCGAGUCCUCUGCUGCAGACGCCUACGCCAGUCAACCAUGUAACGCCUGGCGGACCCAACCCUGUCAAGAGUAAUACACCAAAAACUCCAACACCCUUCAAAAUUGCUAUGGCGGAACUUGGCAAGAAGUCGGGUCUGAAGUAUGAGCCAUCAAGUCCCGGGUUACUAGUCGAAGAUAUCACUAUGAUGAUGAAGCGAGAGAACUCCGAUAGCACCGUGCAGCUGAACGACUCAUUACUGUCCACGGUCGCCGAUCAGGAGAAUGGGAAUGUGCAGAUAAACGACUCCGGCAUAGGCAGCCUGAAGCGCGGCAGUGAGGCGGGCAAGGAGAACGUGCCGGGCCACAAGAAGGCGCGCAAGGCGCUGGCCCCCGCCUGGGCCGCGCUCACCAGUACCCCGCACGCCCGGGAACAUACACCCACGCUCGUGCCCGACGUCUCUUAUAUUGAGACUCCUAGCAAAACCUUAGCCGGAGACAGCUCAGUAAUGUUCUCACCGCCAUCUAUCGUGAAGCAUUCCCUUCUAGAAGAGUCCACAAGCCUACACUCCCUUAUAAGCGCAGAAAACACACCAGACACAAGCAAAUACGAAGACAUUGAUAUUGAAGCCGUCAUCACUGAGAAAACUAAGAUUACAAGGGGUAACGAGCCAAUAGUGGUGAAGAAGUCCGCCGUCCGCUCCAUCAAAUUCGACCGACUCGAGGAGCCAGUGGAAGUCAAGGAUGAGAAGAACCAGUCUCCUUUCAUUAUGGGCUCAUAUAAAUGGCAAACAUUUGCUUGCGGUAUGACACAGGACCAACUGGACCUCACGCAACUAGCACACCAAUACUUAAGGAAAACUGCUUUAAAACCUCGUUCCCUCAACUUUUUAUGAGCAAAGCACUAAUUUGUCAUAGUUUAUGGACUUUUGUGGACUUGGCCUUGAAAAUUAAUGGACUUAUUCUGGAACUGGGACUGCAUUUUUGUGGCUUUGGCCUGAAACAAUGAACUGGUACAGUGUUUUUGUGGGCGCGGCCUUGAAAUUAUGGACUGGGACAGUUUUAAGGCUUUGGUUUGGAAAAUUUAUGGACUUAAGGACUAAGGCAGUUUAGACUGGAUUUGUGAAAUUUUAAAUUGAUGUAGUGUUGUGUGAUUUUGUGUUUCAAUCUUCUGCUUUUUUUAUCAUUAUUAUGGUCUGAAUUUUGAGGCCAAAUUUGUAAAAAUAUGGCCUCAUUUUUAAUUUUGUUUAUUAUGAAGCAUUUUUUUUAAAUGCGUCUUAUAGAAACUAUCGUGAGACAUACUAAGUUAACUAAAAAUCACGGUUUACUCACGUAAAUUAAUGGAGAAAAGCUCUACUAGUUUCGAGUCACAGAGGGACUCUUCAUCAUGAGCAGCGAGCGUAGACGCACGACGUCGCAUAGUCCUUGUAGGCAGCUCUAGAGAAGAGUCUCUCUCUGUGACUUGAAACUGCUUUUGUCCUUUAAAGUACGUGAGUAAACCGUGAUUUUUAGUUAUUUGAUUCUUAUAGAAUUGAUAGACCAUAAUUAUGAUAUGGAUGGAUGAUCAUGUAGAUGAAUUACGCUUAUUAUUUUAGAUGUAUCUUUAUUAAAUAAGUAUAUAUAGGGUAACUGGUAAUUAGUGAACGAUAUUUAAACACGUGAUUGUACUCAUGAUUAUAAACAACUUUCCUUAAGAAACUUUUUUGUAUACUCAUUAGUUUUAUUUUUAUCACUAUAACGACACAACAAAAUUUCACGCGAGCGUGCUUUCUCAUGAUCAGCUGUUAGCAGCUAGACCCUCGCGCCCGCGUUAAAUGAAGACUAGUAGGUAUUUUAAAACUUUACGCGCGCGUGCCUAUGAAAUUUUGUUGUUUUGUUAUUGAACUAAUGAGUAUACAAAAAAGUUUCUUUGGGAAAGUUGUUUGUAAUCAUGAGUACAAUCACGUGUUUAAAUAUCGUUCACUAAUUAUCAGUCACCCUAUAUAUCAUAAUUAUGUAUUGUAUAUACAAUAGGAACAGUGUGAUUUUAGUAUAAGAGAACUAAUUCGUAAGUAAAUAUAAUAAGUAGAUAGAAGAAAAAAAUUAAGAAAAAAAUAUAUUAUUAUAAUAGGUAAUGUCUUUUUUGGAAUGUUUGUAUUUUAGAAUAUGUUUUUUUUUUAGAAUAAUAUUAAAUAUUAUGUCAGUUCUGUAUUUAGUUUGUUAUUAAUUUUAUGUGUGAAGGAUUCUAUUCUAAUUAUGAUUUAAAUACAUCUUUAAUAUUGCAGCAAUAAGGUUCAAUUUGUAAUAAUUAAUUUUGGUGUCAGUAUGUAAAGAAUUUGUAACCGUUACGUUCAUUCAAUUCUAUACCUUGUAAUAUAGCACAAAAGGCUGAUUUUAGCUUAUUCAAAAUGCCACACAACUCCGCAUCAAAUAAUAAGCAAUAUUUUUAUAAAUUGUUACCCGAAAUUACAUUUUUAAUUCAAUGCAAUAAAGUCUAUUUUCGCAUAAAAUAAUUAUUGUUGGAUUAUGCAUCAAAUAAAUACAUAUUUAGUAGCUUAAUAUCUCUUUUUAAGUCUUUAUUUUAGUUUGAAAGAGUACAAAUGUAGCGAUAAGGUUUUAAUUCAAUGUAGAAUUCAGAAAUAUUGUUUUUAAGUAAUUUUGUAAUAGUGAAAAUUGUAGUAAAACCAACAAGCAAGGGUAAUUUUCGAUAGUACGGUGCCUAAUAUAUGGCAAUAGACUCACCCCCUAUUACAUAGGACUCAUAAUAUAACUAUUAAAAAGUGAAUGUUACAUUGAAAAUCUACACAUACAUACAAAUCUGCACCUCUGCUUACUCCUUUGGGAAGUAAAACCCUCCUCCUUUUCAGAGAAGUUAUGUUAUAAUUUUAUUAUAGUUUCAAAUUAUUUUAAAUUUUAACUGUUAAAUGAAGAAUUGUGUGUUUAAAUGUAUACUAGGAAAUUAAAAUGCGAAACAAUUGGGUAGUUUCCUCAGUCAAAAUAAAUUAUUUCGAUUUUUCAAUACAUUUUCAAUACAAUUUCAUAGAUUUGAUGAUCUAUUUAAUUUUCGAAUUUUAUAGCUAAUUUUCGAAAAAGUAAGUCUGCUAUUUGACGUAAAAAUCUGAUGACGUCAUAACGUAUAGUACGUUAUCAUACAAAAUUCAUAGAAAAUAUCGUUUUUGACGUUUCGAAAAAAGUAUUGAAUUUGACUAGUAGGAAACUAGCCUAUUAUAGUUCUGCAUUAAAAUUAAAAUAAUGUUUUAAUUUAAAAUUUAAGUUUUUUGUAUAUUUUUUUUAAAUAUAAAUGUAUGUAAGUGGCAAUAUUUAUGCGAAUUAUGUUUUUUAAAGAAUACUUUUAUUGCACGUUUUUCUUGUGAGGUCUAUUCAAUAUUAAUUUAUAAAUGUUCUCUUACGAAAUUUCGCCUAUUGACUGCUGAACAAAACUCCUAAAACAAAUUAUUCAUAAAAAAAUAUAAAGAAAUAAAAUUAAGCGUAUUUUCUUCAAAUUAAAUCACAUCACUGCAACGAAAAUUUUCCUGAUUUCCACCUUUUUCUAUGAAACCUUUAAAGGUCUAGAUUUUGGGGGGGAAAAGACUAGGAAGGGUGGGAUUCUUACUUCGUCAAAACCAACCCCGGUGGCAUUUUUUUUUAUAUAGGGAAAUCAUCCAAUCACUUCUCCCACUUUAGGUGGACAGAGGAAGUGUCAGACUUUUACUGACUAAAAGCACCCCGUUCCUUCUUCUGCUUUGAGCCGAAGCCCCGGUAACCUGUAACGUUGUCCAUAGCAACAGCCUUACUGGACCCCAUCUGUGGCGGUCUUUUUUUUUAGACGCGCACGAUACGUCAUCUCAGAUCGUAAAUUCAAGUAAAAUAAUUUCUAAACACAAUCUCGAUUUUAACCUUUCGGUUCGGUCAGUUUUCUUGUGUACUUAUACAUAGUACCAACAUUGCAAUCAGCAGUCAACAUUUUAAUUUUAAAGAUUUCUAAUCUAACCAGAAAAUUUAAUACAAAUUUUAAAACAACUCCAAUGUUACGGAUUUUAGGAGAACUAAAUAAAAGGAAAAUAAAAUUCUAAAUACGUUCGUGUGUCGGUAAAAUAUUCUAUUUUCUUGAAUUAUAAAUUGUAAAAAAUAAAAUUAAGUAUUUAAUCAAAACGUUUCGCCCUCUGAUUGGUUGGUUCAUUGGAGUAGACCAAUCAGAGCAUCGAACGAGGUAUCGUUUGGUUCCCUAAACAUAAAACCAAGUCGUACUAAGCCCCUUGUAUAGUCACAAUCCUCCAGUAACAAGAACACAGAAUAAAAAUGCUUCUAUAAGAUGGAAAAAACACACAUUCAUAUUAACAAUAUCAUAAUAUAUUACCUGACGAACUAAGUAUAUAGAAUUUUACUUUCCGUACUUUAUCAUAACACUAUUGGAUUUAAAACGAUGGCAGCGCCACCCCAGUUAAAUUUCUGGUUAGAAAAAUAUAUUUUAAGUAAGUGUAAAUUGUAAUAAAACUAAUGUAUUUAUAAGAUUUAAGUUAAAAAAGUCGUAGUUAUAAGCAGCGGCCAUGUUUUAUUUUAUAGAAAAGACCACGGAUGUGUUUUUAUUAUGUGACCACGAGAACAAUAUUAUUUUAGUGUACAUAGUAGCUAGUGUAUCUAGGUUUAUGGUUGUUUAAGGAAAAAUAAAUGGUUUUAUAAAAAAUA
This is a messenger RNA of Spodoptera frugiperda (fall armyworm), 6326 nucleotides long. It is a transcript of the gene Myb, whose product is annotated as myb protein. Gene Ontology annotation, cellular component: nucleus. Bases 263 to 2557 code for a protein of 764 amino acids. The record is from RefSeq and is a predicted model, not a curated record. The transcript is spliced from 16 exons. Gene Ontology annotation, biological process: regulation of DNA-templated transcription. Lineage: Eukaryota; Metazoa; Arthropoda; Insecta; Lepidoptera; Noctuidae. Gene Ontology annotation, molecular function: RNA polymerase II cis-regulatory region sequence-specific DNA binding; DNA-binding transcription factor activity, RNA polymerase II-specific.